Corticium candelabrum is the source of this 797-nucleotide messenger RNA. Its product is annotated as tyrosine-protein kinase FRK-like. NCBI's taxonomy places the organism in Eukaryota, Metazoa, Porifera, Homoscleromorpha, Homosclerophorida, Plakinidae. Gene Ontology annotation, biological process: cell differentiation; protein phosphorylation; cell surface receptor protein tyrosine kinase signaling pathway. The transcript has 5 exons. The coding region runs from base 72 to 797 and encodes 241 amino acids. The record is from RefSeq and is a predicted model, not a curated record. Gene Ontology annotation, molecular function: ATP binding; non-membrane spanning protein tyrosine kinase activity; signaling receptor binding. Gene Ontology annotation, cellular component: extrinsic component of cytoplasmic side of plasma membrane.
UCUGCGUCUCCACGUGUCGGCGUCAGUUGCUAGGAGUCGCUCUCCAGCCUUCAAUUCGGAGCGGCGAGAACAUGGCGCAGAGCCUGCAGCGCGCUCUCGCUCAACUAGAGUCGAACGUCAAGCUUGAGGUCUUCCUACAGACGUCGUUCGUGCUACUCAAGAUACUACACAACAUCAUUUCCAAUCCGGACGACGAGAAAUACCGCCGUAUUCGUCGCGAAUCUAAGCUUCUCGGUCAGAGCGGUGCCGAAGAUGUUCUCCGUGAGGUCGGAUUCCAGGAACAGGGAGAUUUUUUGGUGUGCGCGAUGGAGGGCGACGCUCUGAAAGCGCUCGUCGAGGCGAUUCGAUGUAUUUUUCAGUAUCGGAGACGGUAUAACGAGCUGAGUGCCUGGGAGAUACCAACCGGUUGGUUGACGUUCAACGAACGUGUCGGGAAAGGAAAGUUUGGCGAGGUUUAUCGUGGAAGCUGGGAUUUAGAGCCAGUAGCUAUCAAGACGUUAAGACCCAAGUGCGAGGACUACGCCGUGGACCAGUUCAAGAGAGAGGCGAAUAUAAUGAGACAAUGUAAACACACGAACGUUCUAUCAUUACGCGCAGUGUGUCUCUUCGUCGAGCCUUCCUAUUUGGUUCUGGAUUUGAUGAGGUGCUGUUAUCUCGACUUACUGAGAGAGGGAGCACUGGGAGAGAGACAGCAUUUAGAUGAUAUUACUCAAGUUGCUGCCGGCUUAGAAUACCUUCAUCAUAUCAACAUUCUUCACUGCGAUAUAGCAGCCAGGAACAUAUCCACUUGUUUGUGA